Molecule: messenger RNA, 2269 nt
Organism: Fragaria vesca subsp. vesca
Lineage: Eukaryota; Viridiplantae; Streptophyta; Magnoliopsida; Rosales; Rosaceae
Product: protein DA1-like
Exons: 13
Coding region: 477-2090 (537 amino acids)
Molecular function (GO): ubiquitin binding
Source: RefSeq, a predicted model, not a curated record
CAAAUGAUUGACUUUGAAAUUUGCGUACACCCACAGUUCAUACGCAUUCUUUGUUUUUCCAAUACACUGUUCAUAGUUUUGGGGCAUUCCUUUUACACGUUUCAAGGGAUAUUGAAUUGUCUUCCUCCCCAUUUUUUCUGCCAGAUUCUCCUUCUGAAUUUUAAAGCUUGUUUCUUUUCUUGAAUAUUUUUGCUUACCCAAAAAAGAUAAAAAUAAAAAGAAGACAGAAAGUGAACAAAGGAAAGAGCUUGAAUGAGUUUUGUAUAUGUGAAAGAAUUUCUGAUGAUGAGCUGUAAAAAUGAUUGCUUUUGAUCGAGUUGGGGAUCUUAUCUGAUCUGGGUCUGCUCUGCUAUAGCUCUCUCACCAUUGUUGCACUUUCAAGAAUCUCUGUCUGCCUCACCUGUAUAUAAUAGAAUUGAGGAACCUUCAGUUUCUGAAUUUGCAAGUUUUAGCUGGAACAUUCUGGGGCUGCAGAAAUGCGUGUUAAGAAGUUAAUAGGCUAUGAGCACAUAACAUUACACAUUAUGGGUUGGCUGAGCAAGAUUUUCAAAGGGGGCUCCAGCCACAAAAUUUCGGAAGAGCAUUGUCAUGAGAACUAUGGAGAGCAUCCAAAUACCGAUGGUCCUUCUUGCUCAGGGGACAUCUGGCCAGAGAACGAGAAUGAAGAUAUAGACCGUGCUAUUGCAUUAUCUCUUUUAGAAGAAAAUCAGAAAGGAAAAAAUGUGAUUGAUUUUGAUUCUCAGUUGCAAGAAGAUGAGCAACUUGCCAGAGCCUUACAAGAAAGUUUGAAUGCGGAGUCUCCUCCCCGAUAUGGAAAUGGAAAUACACAUCCUCCUCAAUAUGGAAAUGGAAAUACACAUCCUCCCCGAUAUGGAAAUGGAAAUGGAAAUGCGUACCCUCCUCCAUAUGAAAACGGAAAUGCAUAUCCUCCUCGAUAUGGAAAUGGACAUACAUAUCCACCUGUCCCCAUGUACUAUCCAAUUGGGUCCAGGAUUUGUGCCGGUUGCAAUGCCGAGAUUGGUUUUGGACGAUAUUUGAAUUGCCUGAAUGCAGUUUGGCAUCCAGAAUGCUUCCGGUGCCGUGCAUGCAAUGUACCGAUUUCUGAUUAUGAGUUUUCUACAGCUGGGAAUUACCCAUACCACAAAUCUUGCUACAAGGAGAGCUACCAUCCAAAAUGUGAUGUUUGCAAGCACUAUAUUCCAACAAACCCUGCUGGUCUUAUUGAAUAUAGGGCACAUCCAUUUUGGGUUCAAAAAUAUUGCCCAUCUCAUGAACAUGAUAAUACUCCUCGGUGUUGCAGCUGUGAGCGAAUGGAGGCGCGGGACACAAGAUAUAUAAAUUUAAAUGAUGGUCGGAAGCUCUGUCUCGAGUGUUUGGACUCUGCAGUCAUGGAUACCAGCGAAUGCCAACCCCUAUACCUUGAUAUACAGGAGUUCUAUGAAGGUUUGAAUAUGAAAGUGGAGCAGCAAGUUCCAUUACUCUUGGUUGAAAGGGAAGCACUAAAUGAAGCGAGAAUAGGAGAAAGAAAUGGCCAUUAUCACAUGCCUGAGACCAGAGGGCUCUGCCUUUCUGAGGAACAGACUAUUAGCAGGAUUUCGAGGCGGCCAAAGUUUGGGGCAGGAAACCGAGCCACUGACAUGAUAACAGAGCCCUACAAACUAACUCGUCUCUGUGAGGUGACAGCAAUUCUAAUAUUGUAUGGUCUUCCAAGGUUGCUGACUGGGUCUAUCCUAGCACAUGAAAUGAUGCAUGCAUGGCUGCGGCUUAAAGGUUACCGAACUCUUAGUCAAGAUGUUGAAGAAGGUAUCUGUCAGGUUGUAGCUCACAUGUGGCUAGAUGCCGAGCUUACGUCUGGCUCAGAAGGAAAUUCUGCAUCUACGUCCUCAUCUUCCUUCAGUUCCAAUUCAUCAAAGAAGGGCACGCGAUCUCAGUUUGAGAAGAAGCUUGGGGAGUUCUUCAAACACCAGAUCGAAGCAGACAUUUCCCCAGUAUAUGGAGACGGAUAUAGGGCUGGUCAACAGGCAGUGCAGAAAUACGGGCUUAAAAGGACCCUAGACCAUAUUCGAAUGACAGGGACCUUUCCUUGUUGAUGACUCAGUCCUAGAGUAUAUUGGUGCUUCUUUCUUUCCACAGAGUUAGAACCUGGCCUUCUCAUAUUAGAAACCAAGGCCAGAGUUGAUAGGAAUUGACUCUAAAGAGAAUCAUGGAUUGAAUGCUCAUUUUUAUGAUUUUGGCUGUUGCCAUGCAUCUACUUGAUGACUUGAUUUAC